Messenger RNA from Antechinus flavipes (yellow-footed antechinus), 1614 nucleotides. It is a transcript of the gene GMPPA, whose product is annotated as GDP-mannose pyrophosphorylase A. Gene Ontology annotation, molecular function: transferase activity. Lineage: Eukaryota; Metazoa; Chordata; Mammalia; Dasyuromorphia; Dasyuridae. The transcript has 14 exons. Gene Ontology annotation, biological process: biosynthetic process. Gene Ontology annotation, cellular component: cytoplasm. Bases 164 to 1441 code for a protein of 425 amino acids. The record is from RefSeq and is a predicted model, not a curated record.
GCGGAAGGAUUUCGGAACCGUCGAGGCAUCCCGGUGCGACUGAUUGAUGUGAGGGGCAGAGGGGACCGGGGAGUCGGGCUGCUCCCCCGGCGCGCGUGCGCGUGCACGCACCCUCCCCCGCCGCGCGGGGCGUUGGCGUAGGGAUUAGGAGGUGUCCUUCAUCAUGCUCAAAGCGGUGAUCCUGAUUGGAGGUCCCCAGAAGGGGACAAGAUUCCGGCCUUUGUCUUUUGAAGUGCCCAAACCACUCUUUCCUGUGGCGGGAGUCCCCAUGAUCCAGCAUCACAUAGAGGCCUGUGCCCAGGUUCAUGGCAUGCAGGAAAUUCUCCUCAUUGGUUUCUACCAACCAGAUGAGGCACUGACACGGUUCUUGGAGGCUGCUCAACAGGAGUUCAACCUUCCUAUCAGGUACCUGCAGGAAUUUGCCCCCCUAGGUACAGGAGGUGGUCUGUAUCAUUUCCGAGACCAGAUCCUGGCCGGGGGUCCCGAAGCCUUCUUCGUUCUUAAUGCCGACGUCUGCUCGGACUUCCCCUUGGGUGCUAUGCUGGAAGCCCACAGACGGCAGCCUCAUCCCUUCUUGCUCCUAGGCACCACGGCCAACCGGACCCAGUCCCUUAACUAUGGCUGCAUUGUGGAGAACCCGGAAACUCACGAGGUUUUGCAUUAUGUGGAGAAGCCGAGCACGUUUGUGAGUGACAUCAUCAACUGUGGCAUCUACCUCUUCUCACCGGAAGCCCUGAAGCCCCUUCGGGACGUCUUCCAGCGAAACCAGCAGGACCGGCAACUCUGCCUUGAUCUGGGGGACGGCUCUUCGGGCAGCUGGCCCGGGGCAGGGACCAUCCGGCUGGAGCAGGACGUGUUCACAGCCCUCUCUGGCCAGGGCCAGAUCUAUGUGCACCUCACCGAUGGGAUCUGGAGCCAGAUCAAGUCUGCAGGCUCUGCCCUUUACGCCUCUCGCCUCUAUCUGAACCGGUACCAAGUCACUCACCCCGAGCGGCUGGCGGAGCUCACCCCUGGAGGCCCCUGCAUCCGAGGAAAUGUCUUUAUCCACCCAACGGCGAAGGUGGCUUCCUCUGCAGUGCUCGGUCCCAACGUCUCCAUCGGGGAAGGGGUGACGAUAGGGGAGGGGGUUCGGCUGCGAGAGUCCAUCGUCCUCCAUGGAGCUACUCUGCAGGAGCACACGUGUGUGCUGCACAGCAUCGUAGGCUGGGGGAGCACAGUGGGGCGGUGGGCCCGCGUGGAGGGCACGCCCAACGACCCCAACCCCAAUGACCCCCGGGCCCGAAUGGACAGCGAGAGCCUUUUCCGGGAUGGGAAGCUGCUUCCAGCCAUCACCAUUCUGGGCUGCCGGGUUAGGAUUCCCGCGGAGGUGCUGAUCUUGAAUUCCAUUGUGUUGCCACACAAGGAGCUGAGCCGGAGUUUCACCAACCAGAUCAUCCUCUGAAUGGGGGGCUUGGGGAAGGACCCCCCGCUGCCCCCGCUGGCUCCUGUCUCUGGGCGGGAAGGAGUCGGUUGAGUUGGACCUUCACUGGCUGGUACUCUGGGGGUGUGGGAGGCAUGUGGGUGGCCGGGCCGCGCCGCCCUUUCCAUCUCCAAUAAACCCUGAUGAACCUUGGA